ACAGUCGGUUUGCAGUAAUAUCCCCGUACACAGUCGGCCGCUUGACCAUUCGUCUGCCCACGCUAGAGCGGUUCGGUUCGUUCUCAUUCAAACUGCAGGCAGGCUCUUCUAAAUCCGAGUCCAGCCAGUGCGAAUCUGACAAGUGCCCGCUAAUUAAUCAUCAACAACGUGUAAUUCGAAUCAAAACUCCCACCUAGUAUUAGCCAACUGUAAAGUGCUUGUCGGCAUGUGCGAUAAUGAAGAUGAUCUCUAUCGGGAGCGCCUGCCGAAUGUCUGCGAAGCAGUGGGCUCGAAGGCCCGAAGUUGCUGUAGCAUGCGCUCCGUUCACAGAUAUCUGCCCGUAACCGAUUGGCUGCCCAAGUACCAGUGGAACUUUCUGGCCAUGGAUCUGGUGGCGGGUCUCACGGUGGGCCUUACAGCUGUACCACAGGCCAUAGCUUACGGAGCUGUAGCCAAUUUGCCUCCUGCCUACGGACUCUACUCAGCGUUUAUGGGUGGAUUUGUGUAUAUACUGUUGGGAACCUGCAAAGACAUCACAGUGGGACCCACGGCCAUCAUGGCGUUAAUGGUAAGGCCAUAUGUGGAUGGCAAUCCGGCAUAUGCAGUGCUCCUGUGCUUCCUGUCCGGCUGCGUUAUCACUAUAAUGGGUUUGCUCAAUCUGGGAGUACUCAUGCGGUUUAUUUCAAUACCGGUGACGACAGGUUUCACGAUGGCAGCAGCCUUAACCAUAGCCACCGGGCAGGUUAACAGCUUGUUUGGCAUUAGCAGUAGUGCCAAUGGGUUCCUAAGCUGCUGGAUACACUUCUUCGAACAUAUAACACAAAUGCGUCGAAAUGAUGCCAUCCUGGGCUGCUGUACUUUAGUUCUUUUGCUGCUAAUGCGGCAACUCAAAGACCUGCCUAUUGGCAUCAAGAGCGUGUGGAAGUAUAUUUCUUUAGCUCGCAAUGCUGUUGCUGUGCUAAUAGGAAUCCUGCUGUGCUACCUUUUGAAAAAAGACGGUAAGCUGCCUUUUCUAGUCAGCGGUAGCAUCACGCCCGGCUUACCGCCAUUUAAACCUCCACCAUUUCACACGGAGGACACAGCCACUGGGGAAAUGGUAAACUUUGGUGGCAUGGUAUCACAUGUGGGAUCUGGACUGGUGUCCAUACCACUUUUGUCUGUAUUGGAGAGCAUAGCUGUGGCCAAAGCCUUCUCUAAAGGAAAGAUAGUAGAUGCCUCGCAAGAGAUGAUUGCCCUGGGCGUAAGCAACAUCCUCAGCAGCUUCUUUUCUUCAAUGCCCAUCACUGGAUCCUUUACAAGGACUGCUAUCAAUAACGCCAGUGGAGUGAGGACCCCGCUGGGUGGAGCUGUUACCGGGUUUAUUGUUUUAAUGACCCUGGCUUUCCUCACAUCCACUUUUGCCUACAUUCCCAAGGCGACUUUGGCAGCAAUAAUCAUUGCAGCCAUGUUCUUUAUGGUGGAGUAUGAGACAAUUGGCGAGAUUUGGCGGGCAAAAAAACGUGAUAUGCUGCCUUUUCUCGUCACCGUGCUGACCUGUGUCUUCUGGACUUUGGAGUAUGGAAUGGUGGUGGGCAUUGUCUUCAAUGCUCUUUUCUUGCUCUAUAAGAGCAUGAAGCCGCAGUUUAAUUUGGAGACCCAAAAGUUUAACGGCAUCGAGGUGACCAUGGCCGAUCUCAAGGGCAGUGUGGAUUAUGCGGCAGCCGAGUACUUGAAGAUAUCCAUUGUGUCUCACGUGACGGAUAAAAAUAGCGAGGGCGGCACCGCCACCACAUUGGUGGUCAUUAAGGGGCACGAGAUCGCCUCAAUUGAUACGACCGUGGCUUUGAACCUCAAAUCCCUGCGCGAAGAUCUCUCCCUGCUGAAGUGCGACAUGAUCUGCUGGAACUGGAGCAUCCCAGCGGCGGGAGUGAUUUGCCGGAUGGAUAGGAAGCUGCGCAGUAUGUUUAAGUACUCGAAAAGCUUUCCCGACCUAAUGCAAACAAUGGCAUACGGCGAGCCAGCCGUUUCGUGUAUUGCCGUCGACUUAAGUCAAUAAAGAGUGCUCUUUUGUCUUGUCAUAUAUUUUUGCGUACAGUUGCGUCAGUGAUGGGAAGAGUACUAUUUGAUAUGGUAGUAUUAAAAUUUAUUUCAAACGCCCAUUAAAAAAAAAAACUAUAUGGGUGUUACCAUGGAAACGAUAGCAAAUUGUAAGACCUUAAGGUAUAUAUCAUGAAUUAUUUAAUUAAAAAAGUCCUCAAACAAUUUUUUUUAUGGAUAUAAUCGUAGAGAUUCAACAGAAAAAUCUAAAAUUCUUAAUUUAUUCAAAUUUUCUCUGUUUAAUUUGGAGUGAUCACAUUUAUAAAAGCUUGUUUAAAUUAUUGUGACAUCAUGCCAAGCUGAAAUAAAGCUGUCUUUUUUUAAUUGUACAAGUUUUUUAGUGUGUAUUUGGUCUACUAAAUCCGAAGUUAAUAGUUUCGGUUGGUAACUAGGCAAUAUUUUUUUUAAAUAAAUUAAAUUUCAUUUAUUUUAGUUUUAAUUUCUCUGUUAAAAUUAUCAAGGUAUAAUACUUCAUCACGAUUUAUUUUAAUUAAAUGUAAUUAUAAGUACCUACUUCUUUAUAAAGUA
Molecule: messenger RNA, 2604 nt
Organism: Drosophila rhopaloa
Lineage: Eukaryota; Metazoa; Arthropoda; Insecta; Diptera; Drosophilidae
Product: sodium-independent sulfate anion transporter
Exons: 8
Coding region: 227-2035 (602 amino acids)
Biological process (GO): transmembrane transport
Cellular component (GO): membrane
Molecular function (GO): sulfate transmembrane transporter activity
Source: RefSeq, a predicted model, not a curated record